This is a messenger RNA of Fraxinus pennsylvanica, 384 nucleotides long. The record is from the annotation of a GenBank genome assembly. Lineage: Eukaryota; Viridiplantae; Streptophyta; Magnoliopsida; Lamiales; Oleaceae.
AUGUGGUCAGAACUAAUCUGGAUGACUAGAUUUUUUCUUUUAAAUGAAAAAAGCCAAGAGCAUUCUACAAAGUUCCAAGGCUUGGACGCUCAACGAUUUAUUGGGAGAUUCUUGGAAUCUGCAUCAAAGAGGUUACCAGAAGAGGAACUAAUGCUUGAUCCAUUUCUUGCACUUGGAGACCGUGAUGAUAAGCCAAAGUCGAAAAAUGAAAUUCAAAAACCUUUUCUGAAUGACAAUAUUAAACUCGAGGAUCUGCAGUUGAACGAGGAUUUACUAAGGACUAACCCGACAAUUACAGGGAAGCUGAACCCUGAGGACGAGACAAUUUUUGCCUACCCCAUGUUCCUAAAUUUUCGGCCUCCUUUUAAUCUUUGUAUCCUGUGA